CUUCCUUCUCAGGGGAGGGGGAGGUACCCCCAAACCAGGCCUCAGGCCGUGCCUUUUGGGCCUUGGGGUCCCUUUAAGGGUUUCUGAUAAAGGGAAUACAUAUUUAAUUCUACAUGUGUUAACAGUAGCGAGAAUUGUAUUUGCACAACAGUGGAAAAAUGAAGAAAUCCCGACAGAUGAACGUGUAAUAAUAAAAAAACCAGAAUGCGCAGAGAUGGAUAGAUUAACACUCAGAAUAAAGGAGAAGGAAGAAACAGAAUAUUUUUUAACAUGGGAUUUAUUCUACCAAUGGUUAGUUAACAGAAACAGAAGUUGGAAACUUAAAAGCUUAAAAGAAUGAAGGUUACUAGUAUGGAUAAGCAAAUAUGAUUAUUAUUUACUUGUUAUAAUUAUAAUAAUUAUUAUUACUAUGUGAUUAUCAGUGCUAUUAUUAUUAUUACUAUUAUUACCUUUCAAAACCAACUGUACUCAGACAACACACUGAUCAUGUAGAUACUGAGUUUUUAUGUCUACUAAAGAAAAAUGUAUAAAUAAAACAUAUAAAACAAAAAAAAAACCCCUGAAUGCUAGCAGUGGUGAGAGGGAGAAAAAAAACCCGGUCUGCCUUCUUACUGGGAGGGUGCUUUAAUUGCAACUCAGCCAGCCUCGGAUGACACCGGGAAUUAGUCCAUCCAGUUGGAUCCUUCAUGUCUUGCCACUAAUCUAUCCGGUUCUACCUCGCCGUGUUUCUCCAGAUUUGGAGUUAAGAACUGUCCUGAUUACGCGAUCCAGUUGUACUACUAGAAAAUGUCUGGCUUCGGAUACAGAGCCUGUUGGUUUGCAUAAUUUCAACCCCACGCCUCUGCAAUUCCGGAGAAAACGUCUGAUCUGCGCAGAAUAGAUCCCAGCCCCUCCAGUCUGUGUCUGUUUCUCUCUCUCUCUUUCUCUCUCUCUCCCUUUCUCUUUCUUUCGCCUCUCUCCCUUUCUCUCUCUCCCACUUUCUUUUUCUUGCUGUCUCCCUCCCUCCUCCUCUCCCUUUCUUUCUCUUUCUCCCUUUCUCUUUCUGUCUGUCUGUCUGUCUGUUUCUCUCUCUCUCUCUCUCUCUUUCUCUCUCGCCAAACUGAUCAUUUAACACAGUCAUUUAGCAGGUCAGUUUUCAGCACCUGCCCCCUUAAGAGGCGCGUGUUCAGCCAUGGAAAUGGAAGACGAGACGGAGAAGAUCAGCAUUGGGACCGAAAGUCUACAGAGCAGCGAGACAACCGAAGAAGGAAUUCCAUCCAACAGGUGGCCGCAUAAAUGUGCCUCAUACGUCCUGGCUCUCCGGCCCUGGAGCUUCAGUGCUUCCCUCACCCCGGUGGCUCUCGGGAGCGCCCUGGCUUACCGCUCCCAGGGUACUCUUGACCUGGGGCUUCUGAUUGGCAGCGCCGUCACCGUCUUGGCAGUCCACGGAGCCGGCAACCUCGUGAACACAUACUAUGAUUUUUCCAAAGGCAUCGACCACAAGAAAAGUGACGACCGGACCCUGGUGGAUCAAAUCUUGGAGCCUCAGGAUGUGGUCCGAUUUGGGGUCUUCCUAUACACUUUGGGUUGCAUCUCGGCAGCAUGCCUCUAUUGCUUCUCCACCCUCAAAUUGGAACACCUGGCCUUGAUUUACUUCGGAGGACUCUCCAGCUCUUUUCUCUACACGGGAGGCAUCGGAUUUAAGUACGUUGCGCUGGGUGACGUGGUCAUCCUGAUCACCUUUGGGCCCCUGGCUGUGAUGUUCGCCUAUGCCCUCCAGGUGGGCUACCUGUCCAUCUCGCCCUUGCUCUACGCCGUGCCCUUGGCCCUCAGCACGGAGGCCAUCCUGCACAGCAACAACACCCGGGACAUGGAGUCCGACCGGCAGGCGGGCAUUGUCACACUGGCCAUUCUCAUCGGCCCCACGCUCUCUUACGUCCUCUACAGCAGUUUGCUGUUCCUGCCAUACCUCAUCUUCUGCGUCCUGGCUACCCGCUACACCGUCAGUAUGGCUCUACCACUCCUCACCCUGCCCAUGGCGUUUUCCUUAGAACGGCAGUUCCGGAGCCAAAGUUUCCUCAAAAUCCCGCAAAGGACAGCCAAGCUCAACCUCCUGUUGGGACUUUUUUAUGUCUUCGGCAUCCUUCUGGCUCCCCCUGGCUCCCUCCCCAAACUCUAGUCUAGGGAGACGUCAGGUUCCCUGAAAAUAAAAAGCUUUCACAGAAUACACAAACACACACAUAUAUAUACAUACAUGUAUAUAUAUAUAUAUAUACAUACAUGUGUAUAUAUAUAUAUAUGCAUGUAUAUAUACACACAUGAGUUUAUAAUCUUCACCAAACCACAUAAGAUUGGGGUUUUUUUUCCUGAUCCGCGAACGUCAGAUUUCCUGAAAUAUUUCCUUUUCACAAAGGGAGAAAUCAUCUUUAUAAAAGUCUCAGUUCUCUGAGUUUUGGUUCCUGCUUUUUGCCGUUGUUUCUUCUAUCGUCUGCGUUUCAUAAGUCGAAAGGUUCGCACUCCGAGUUAGAACUCCCCCCUCCCUCCAAGGCCACGUAAUAAAAUUCCCUUUUUAAAAUAGAUUUUUUUGGGGGGAGAAAAAAAAAUGCACCAGCAAGAAAAAAAAAUCAAAAGCACUAAAGCAAGUUAAUCAUUGCAUCUAAUGCCUUUUUUCCCCCAAUGUCUACUUUCUGGUCUUAAAAGUUUCUAUUGGAAGAGCUCUAGAGAUUUCUUGUGGUAUUCUAGGAAAAAUGACUUUGGAUCAUUUCCCAGCUGUUCUCAGCACGGGAGGCUGAACCCGGUACCAGAUAGUCUUUAGAGUUCAGGUGCUGACACCAUCUUCUUUGAGUAAGAAAUGCCUCACCUUACUAACACAACAGACCAUGGAGUGAUAACUAUAAAUUGUGCAAUCGUUCACAUCCUCUCUGAACAUCGCUGUCCACGUUGGAUUACAGCAUCAAUUUGCAUAUUCCCUCUGCCACCCAUCAUCACGUUGCUGGCAACAGAGUCCACGAGAAGAGUCAGAUAAGAUCUGGCAAUCAUCGUUUCCCAAGAGGCUCCCUUUGUCAACUUGCAAAGCUUUCAAACACCCUUGCUCAAACGCCAGUGGCCUGAACGAGAAGCUGAAGGGAGUCCAAAUGUCCCAUUUGGUGAUAAUUUUGAACAACGGGCAUCGCAUCCUUUGGGGAGGGAGAUGUGCCCCCAAAUGGACACAAAACCCAACCAGAUUUCUUGGCCUUUCUCUGUCUCUUAAUGACGAGAACAACGGUGCUUAUCUGGAUGGAGCUUUGUAAUGCUUUGGGCUGGAGAUAAGAUGUACCAUGGUUAUACCGAAGCAAACAAACGUGUGGUCAGAGAUGACUCCAUUUCAUGCAGGUGUUUCGAUGAGCAUUGAAGAGGUGCUGCUGGUUUAUGGUGGCUUUGGAUGGCGCCUCUCCAAGUGGCAGUAUCAGGAGGAUUUGAGACCAAUUCAUGGAUACGGUUCAUCCAUACCGAGGUUUGGUACCCGCUAGACCCAUGAUGGCGAACCUAUGGCACACUUGCCACAGGUGGCACCCGGAGCCAUAUUGGUGAGCACACAAGUUCAGCUCUGGCGUGCAUGCACGCGCCGGCCAGCUGAUUUUUGGGCCUUCCGGUCCCACUGGAAGUCAGCAAACGGGCCAUUUCUGGCCUCCGGGGGGAAGGGGGGGAAAGCCGUUUUUGCCCGCCCCAGGCUCCUAGAAAGCCUCUGGAUCCUGGGGAGGGCAAAAAACAGGCCUACCGGGCCCACUGUGCCGUCAUGUGCCAAAAGCGUGGGGAGCGUGGGGGGCACAUAGUAUGGGUGUGCGCAUGCGCACGACCCCCCCCCCGCACUCCCCCCACUUUUGGCACGCGAUGGCAAAAAGGUUAGCCAUCACUGCUCUAUACUGAAGCACACUGGCAUUUGAAAGGGAUUCUCCAGAUGCUUGCAGCUGGACACCAGAAACUUGAGCCUUGUUUGCUGUGGUUUUCAAGCAGGGGUGAAAUGCUACCGGUUUGGACCGGUUCGGUUGAAUUGGUAGUAAAAAAAAUGCUACCGGUUCAAGCGAACCGGUAUUUCCGAUGAUCAGCUAUGACGUGCAAUUUAUAUUAGCUAGAAUCGUGGGAUUUCCGGCUUUCUAGCUAAUCUAAAUCGCGUGGCACAGCGGAUUCUCCCUUCCGUCACUGUUCUACUUACCUUUGCAGAAUCGGAAGGUUUCAAAAUGUUCCUUUUUUAACGCUGUGUGGGCACGCCUCAGGUAGCGGACUCACAGAUCCGGUAGCUGAAGUCUAGGAUUUCACCGCUGUUUUCAAGCUACCACUAGUUUCCCUGCUUCCCUCUUCGUGCUGGGCUUGUUCGCCCACCCUCAUGCCUGUGAUUUCACACAAGAAUUGCCUCCCAUUUCAGGGUCCUGAGUCAGGUUUCUGUCCCACCAGACCCUUGCCACCCAGAUUCUAGCUUCCUUUCCAAUUUGGGGUGGGUGGGCAAGGCAAGGCAGUUUUAUGAGAAUUGAAUAUGCAUUCUGAAGAUCUCGGAGAAGUAGGUGCUUGUUGGGUUGUCACCGUCAGGCACUGACCUCAGACAGUUGGCUGUCCAUUGGCCACCAGACCAAAGUAUACUUUACAGACAGCAGAAAAAAUGUAGUCCUAUUGCAGGAUGUGAGAAAGAAAGGGAAGGAAGGAAGGAAGGAAAAAAAAAGUAAAGAAAGGGAGACAGAGAGAGAAAAGGAAAGAAAGAAAAAGAAAGAAAAAGCUGUUUUCCAGGCUCACAUUCUCUUUGUGUAAAUUUGCUCUGAUUCAAUUUGUGCCCUGUUUUUUUUCUCUACGCUGCCUGGAGUUUUUCUGAGGCUCCGUUCGCCGCAGCUGGUUUAAUAUGUCAAAAUAUCUCUUGUGUUUUUGCCCAGCCACCCUACGGAGGGCUGGCAGAAGAAUAAAGCUGUCUUGGCAAAUGCUAAGCCUCGCCGGAAUCUCUGGAGCCUGAUCUGGCCCCAGGACUUAACGCCGCACAAAGAUUUAAAAAGAACAUCUGGGACUUCCGCUCGAGCACUGUUUGUUUUUAUUGACACCUCCAUCAUUUUCAAUAAUAAAAAAAAUCCUGAUUAA
Messenger RNA from Pantherophis guttatus, 5076 nucleotides. It is a transcript of the gene UBIAD1, whose product is annotated as UbiA prenyltransferase domain containing 1. The record is from RefSeq and is a predicted model, not a curated record. Lineage: Eukaryota; Metazoa; Chordata; Lepidosauria; Squamata; Colubridae. Gene Ontology annotation, cellular component: Golgi membrane; endoplasmic reticulum. Gene Ontology annotation, biological process: menaquinone biosynthetic process; vitamin K biosynthetic process. Gene Ontology annotation, molecular function: prenyltransferase activity.